Messenger RNA from Paramecium sonneborni, 1104 nucleotides. Lineage: Eukaryota; Ciliophora; Oligohymenophorea; Peniculida; Parameciidae. The record is from the annotation of a GenBank genome assembly.
AAAUUAAUCUGUGUUAUGGAUUAAAAUAUUUAAGAAGAAGAAGAAAUUCUUGAUGAGAAGCAAAUUUAGGAUAAAAUUAGAUAUUAGAAAAUCUAAUAGGAAAUCUAAGAAUCAUAAGAUAGAUCUACAGAGACUUUAUAAAAGAUGAAACUUACUUUCUAAACAAUUAAUGAAGUUUAAGAAUAAGCAAGAUCAACUGUAGAUAAUAUCGACAAUUUUUAAAAAACAUUUAGUAUUACAAUGGAUAAGUUACUUGAAAAUAUUGGCAAAUCUUUAGUAUCAAAUAGCAUAAGUUCAAGUGAGCAUAACCCUAAAACAGCUUAAGAAAUUACUAUUCAAUAAGCUAAAUAAUUAAUAACUAAAAAUACUGUAUUAUUAUGUGGUGCAGGUCUAAGUUAAGCAAGUGGUAUUCCUACUUCAAUAGAAUAGAAUAGAUGUUGGAUAAAAGGAUAAAGUAGCUAUUAAUUGUAAAAAUUAAAAACUAGAGAUUUCUUAUUAGAUUAACCUGAAAUAUAUUGGGAAUGGCAUAAAUAAUUUAAGUCAUAAACUUAAGAUAAAAUUCCUAAUGCUGGUCAUAUUGCUAUAAAAAAUUUCAGAGAAUAAAACCCAAAUGUAUUAAUUGUUAAUCUUAGUAUUGAUAAUAUUUUAACAUCAGUUUUAGGAUCUGAAUAGAUUAAAUAUGGUUAUUUUAAAGAAAUAUAUGAAAUUAAUGGUAAUAUCCAAUAUAUGAGAUGUUUAUAUGAAUGUACAUUUCAGGAAGGUGAAUUAAUGACUGUAUAUGAUAUUCCGAAUUUCGAAUAAAAUGAGAUUCCAAAAUGUCCAAUUUGUGGAGCAAAAGCAAGACCUCAUUUAUUACUUCUUGAUGAGGAGAUUCUUGAUGAAAAUUGUAGAAUUACAGAAAUUUAAGAUUAAUAUUCCAAAUGUGACACAAUUAUUGUAAUUGGCACAGCUUUAUAAACUCAUUUCGCUAAAACAAUUGUCUGUGAAUUCAUUAAAAAGAAAGCUACAAUUAUUGAAAUUAAUCCAGAACCACUCAUAGAAGUUGGAAAUACUUUUUGGUUAAAAGGAAAAUCAGAAGAUAUUUUGCCAGAACUAUUUUAUUGA